CUUCAUGUUGAAAUAGCUUAUCUGACCCUGCGCACAAGCAAGUAUGGGUGCAAUCGAUUGGCAAUUAGUCGCGCAAGCGGCCAAUUUGAUAGGCUGCAACUUUUACUAUGUCACUCUUGCACUACUCUCACUGCCUAGUAUACUCCUUACCUAUCUUGGCUUGCGGCGCCCGACCGGCAGCGACGACGCACCCGGUAGCGCAACAUUCUAUGAGGGUCAGGUUCUGCACGUUCGGAGAGCACCUGUGAAGAAUGAAUUCCGCUACGCUGUGCGUAUGGCGGUGGUGGACCUGGAGCGGCCGCCGGCCUGGUUCGCGGCGCGGCAGGCGGCCGACCACAUGAGCGCGGAGCAGGCCAGGAGCUUCGCAGGCACCACCGGCCCCGUCAAGCUGCUGACUGACCCCAUCUCGGCCGGCUACCUCCAGAACCCCAUCAGCGUGUACUACUGCUACAGCGGCAGCAGCAGCGGCAGCGGCAGUAGCGGCGGCAAGGGCGCGGGCGCUAAGGAGGAGGCGGGCGCAGCGGAGCCCAAGCUGGAGCGAUGCAUUGCAGAGGUGACCAACACGCCCUGGAACGAGCGGGUGACGUUUGUGUUCGACCCGGCUGGAGCCCGAGUGGCCAAGGCGCUGCACGUGUCGCCCUUCAUGGACAUGCACAACACGUGGCACCUGGAGGCCCCCUCCCCCGGCGAGCGGCUCAAACUGGUGGUGCGCGCCUCCCACCCCGUGUACGGCGACUACUUCCACGCAGACCUGGUGGCGCGCCGCUGCGGCAGUAGCAGCAGCAGCAGUGGCAGUAGCAGCAGCAGUGGCAGUAGCAGCAGCAGUAGCAGUAGCAGUAGCAGUGGUGGUGGCGGCGUGCUGAACGAGGAGGCGGGUCUGGGGCGGCUGUGGGCGUACGGCUUCAUGCCGCACAGGGUGGCGUUCCUCAUCUACUGGCAGGCCGUGAAGCUGCUCAUCAAGGGGGUGCCCUUCUACGCGCCGCCCGGCAAGCACUACCAGCAACUGCUGGUGGCGGAGACCAGCCCCACGGCGGCGGCGGCGGCGGCGGGAGCAGCAACAGCGGGAGCAGCAUCGGGAGCAGCAGCUACUGGGGAAAAGGGCAAGGUGGCGGGUGGUAAUGGUGCCGCGGCGGGUGCGAAAGGCGGCGGCAGCAGCAGCAACAGUAGCAGCAAUGGGGCGGCGCAGUCGGCGGCGGCGGUCGUGUCGGCGUGCGGCGGCGCGCCGGGCGGGCUGUGCCCCGUGGCGGCCUGGUCGCGGGGUGCGGGCGGUCACAGCCACCCGCGCAAUGCGGCGGAUGGGCGCCACUUCGUGUGGCGGCAGGCGCCGGGCUGGCCCUGGCGCGACCAGGCCUGAGGUCCCUGGAGGGGCGUGGCGUGAGGGCAGCGCGGGGCAUGAGGGCGGCGUGGAGCGUGAGAGCGGCGGGCAGGGGCGGGGCAGGUACUAGGUAGCGUGCGGGUGUGCGUGCGCGGGAUCGUGAGCAAGGAAAACGCGUGUCAGGUGAGGGAGGUGAGCGGCUGGGUGGGUUGCGAGUGGGGGCACGUGUGCAGCGGCUGGGGAGCGGUGAUUGGGAGUCCGAGUGGUGACAGUGGGGGACUGCCGUGCCAUAGCAGACGUAGGAAACGCAUUGGGUGUGGGGAAGGGUGAGUUGGCAGGUGUACGUGUGGCAGGUGUGUGUGCGUGCGUGUGUGCGUGCGGCGCAAUGCUGUAUCCGCCGAGCGGGACAUUCACAGGCAACUUGGUCGCAGCUGAGGCAACUGAGGCGCCGGCACAAACCAACAGCCGGUCCCCUCGCGACGUGUGGCCCGUGGGGCGGGGGUUUCGGGGCAAUUAGGAAUCUGGCGUUCGGGAACCCGUGCGCUUAUGGGCGUGGGCAUGUGUGGGGCGCGGAUCGGGCACCUGGUCUGGUGAUAGAGACUUGACGCUUUCCCGCGGCCGGCCGUCUGAGUUUGUGCGUCUCACCGUUGUACAUGUCGUUGCACGGGGGGGGGGGUUGCAAGGAUUGGUACAGAGAAGGGUAGCGAGGUAGACAGCAGGUGUGGUGUUGUGCGUACCGAUGACCGACGGCGUCCGCCCAAGCCGGGGGGGGGGGCUUCCGCCCAAGCCGGCGGAACGCAGCAGUGUUCUACGGCACAUUCGGUACUUGGCCCUGUGGAACACGCCCUGGGGGAUCUAGACGUGUCUUUUGCCGACUGUCCUACUACACGGCAUUACACGCAGUGUGUGAGGCGAGCCGUUGGCGGCUCGCUGCCGCUUGGGAGGGCCAGCCCUCGUGUCGGUGCGUGUGCAACCAAGGACGUGUGCAAGGGCCGUGCUUGCUUGCACAAUGGACGUUCACGCCGACGAGAAGAGCAUGUAACAUGUAACACCCAAUACUC
Molecule: messenger RNA, 2376 nt
Organism: Chlamydomonas reinhardtii
Lineage: Eukaryota; Viridiplantae; Chlorophyta; Chlorophyceae; Chlamydomonadales; Chlamydomonadaceae
Exons: 6
Coding region: 275-1354 (359 amino acids)
Source: RefSeq, a predicted model, not a curated record